AUGGACUUCGCCUACGAUCAAAUCCAAGAGGAAUCCCUGCCCUCCGACCGCUCAGACCAACAAACCACCACCACCGACCGCCCAGCCACAGACCUCAACACCGAGUUCCAACAAGCCUUCAAAGCCGUCUCGUCAUCACCCUGGGGAGCAAAACUCGGCGGCUUCUGGUCGCAAGCNAAAAAGCAAGGCGAGAGUUUAUAUUCCGAUGCGCAAAAGGAAUACGCCAGCCGUAGUGAGCAAGCCGCCAAAGUGGCAGGAGAGCUGCAAAAGAGUAUUGUAGAGAGCACGAGGAAUAUAUCCAUCAACGCCGAUGCUGUUGGCGCGGCAAACACGUCUUUCUCAGAUCCGACUUUUGCGUUGCCGGAGGGUGUGGAGGUCAAGGAGAAGGAAGCUGCUCGAGACGCACAAGCAGGAGCUCAAGCGACAAGACCAGACUCACUCCCCGCCGACAUAGUCAAAGAAGCCACUUCCCUCGUCUCUCUCCUCCGUUCCAAAGCCACAGCUGCAACAGCAAACCUCAAUCUUCAAAAGAUACAGCAAGCAGAAGAUGCAGCAGACGAAGCACUCCUAAAGUUUGGCACUGGCAUAAAGUCCUUCCUCCGCGAUGCCGUCACCGCAACCGCUCCUUCUUCCUCGGACAGCACAGAAGUCCUCUUCGAGACCAACGACGCAGAAGGCAAACGAGUCAUUCAUUCCAGCAGAUUUGAUGCACAGUUGCAUGUUAUCCACACCUCGGCUCAGAGCUUCACCAGCGAUCCCGAUAGUCCCAAAUACGGCCAAUUCGCAACAGACUUUGACAUUUCGGCAAAGACAGACUCUAUAGCCGCAGACCUAGAAAAGUAUCCAGAGCUGAGACGAGCAAUGGAGAAACUCGUGCCCGAGAACGUCGAGUACGCAAUCUUCUGGACGCGCUACUACUUUUUGCGCAAGGUCAUCCAGGAAGAGGAAGUCAGACGGAGAGAAGUGCUAAAGGGUAUGUACUUACUCAACCUUNNCAUCAUGUAUCCUCAGUCACUGAUAAGGUUCCAACAACAGGAGCAUCACAAUCCACAGACGAAGACCUCACCUGGGGCUCCGACGACUCGGACGACGAAGAAGACAAAGCACCCACACCCACAAAAGAAAAACCCCCCUGUUCCUGCCACCCCUUCCACAACCACCGUCUCCAAAACCGCACCUCUACAAUCCACAACCUCCACACAAAACCCCUCUCCCCAAACCCACGAGGAAGAAACAAAAUCCGUCUCCUCCAGCGACGCCUCUUACGACAUUGUCUCUGGCACCACCAGCCGCGCAGCCGGAAGCCCCAAGGACGAAAAGAGCGAAAAGGUUGCUGUGGCCAAGAAGAUUGACGAAGAAAGCGACGAGGAAGAUUGGGAAUAG
Messenger RNA from Aureobasidium uvarum, 1383 nucleotides. Lineage: Eukaryota; Fungi; Ascomycota; Dothideomycetes; Dothideales; Saccotheciaceae. The record is from the annotation of a GenBank genome assembly.